Mesocestoides corti is the source of this 273-nucleotide messenger RNA. The record is from the annotation of a GenBank genome assembly. Lineage: Eukaryota; Metazoa; Platyhelminthes; Cestoda; Cyclophyllidea; Mesocestoididae.
AUGGAUGCCGAACUUUCUUCGGGAAAUCGGUUCGUAAAGGCGUACAGUACGUGUGUCCUGGUAAUGCCAAUUGUCCUAUCGACAGAAACCAACCACUCAAAUGUCAGUAUUGUCGGUUUAAAAGGUGUCUUGAAGCGGGAAUGCGCAAAGAAGGUUUGUGUUUCUUGGUGUCUUGUGUCUUUUAAUACUUUUCGCCUACAUUGUAAGGUCCCUUUGUGGGAAAGGCUGUAUUUUGUAUUCACUUAUUACGGCCGAGUUUAUAUGGCUCAUUGA